UUGACAGUGAAUAAGAGUCCAAUCAAUCACACAUCAACUUUUCACACUACCAACACACCAACUUUCUCCUCUCUCCCUCUCCCCAACCUGAAAGCUUUCCGCCCAAUCUCAACUCUCAACACUACAUUCAAUCAACAGAACUCCAUAAUUUCUCAAUUCAAGCUAUUCAAGACAGAAAUCAAAGAACAUGAGUGAAGAAUCAAAGCGUGUAAUGGCGGAAAAAACUUCAACUGACGAUCGGAAACCUUCUUCAACAUCAACUGGAAAACGCAUCAUUGUUAAGAGCGCUGAUAUGUCGGAAGACAUGCAGAAAGAAGCUGUCGACAUUGCCAUUGCUGCAUUUGAUAAGAAUAAUGUUGAGAAAGAUGUAGCCGAAAGUAUUAAGAAAGAGUUUGAUAAGAAACAUGGACCUACUUGGCACUGCAUUGUCGGUCGCAAUUUCGGUUCAUACGUGACUCACGAGACAAACCACUUCAUCUAUUUCUAUCUGGAUCAGAAAGCUGUAUUACUAUUCAAAUCUGGCUGAGAAUGUCCAGGGUUUCUUCCAGAAUGUUGUUAUUAAAUCAAGAUUUGUGACACCAUGAGGCUAUGAUAUAUAAUUAUAAUUGCUGACAAGCUCGUGUACGUAUUUCUAUUUAAAACCCUAGAAUGAAGUGUUAUUGGUAAAAAUUCUUGUGCUUGUAUAUUUUACGCUCUGAAUCACGCUUCUCCUUAUUACCAACUAGGUAUUGGAAGCUUGGACGGCUGAACGCAUUUAAUUGCUACUCACAUCGAAUGCUAGAAGCUUUUCAGUUCACUAUGUAAUCGUUUGAAAUAUGUUGUUGUUCACUUGUUCUGAAGUGCAGAUGCCUUCUUUCAUGGCUUUAUUGUCAA
This is a messenger RNA of Amaranthus tricolor (Joseph's coat), 873 nucleotides long. RefSeq lists its product as uncharacterized. Gene Ontology annotation, biological process: microtubule-based process. Gene Ontology annotation, cellular component: dynein complex. The coding region runs from base 188 to 526 and encodes 112 amino acids. Gene Ontology annotation, molecular function: dynein intermediate chain binding; dynein light intermediate chain binding. NCBI's taxonomy places the organism in Eukaryota, Viridiplantae, Streptophyta, Magnoliopsida, Caryophyllales, Amaranthaceae. The transcript is spliced from 3 exons. The record is from RefSeq and is a predicted model, not a curated record.